GAUUGGUUAAGGUGAUACUCCGGUAGCUAACCAAUGUGGUGGUGGGACAGUAAACAGUAAACAACCGGCUCUUCCCGGUUUGCGCUUCAGUUCUUUUCCUGCGCACACGAAAGUUUAAGUUAGCUAUUAGCUACAAGGUGAAUCAUGAGGCUCUACAUUCUUAUUCUGGUGUCCGUGUGUGCAUGCGUGUCCUGGGCUGCUGUUAUUUCACCUCACCACAUGUGGAGCAAACUGAUCCUGACCCACCAUUGGCCCGAAACCUUCUGCUCUAUGGAGCACUGUCACCCAAACAUCAGCUACUGGGCGAUACAUGGACUCUGGCCAGAUAAGGGCAUGGACUGCAAUUCUUCAUGGCAUUUCAACUCUUCUCUGAUAGAGGAUCUGCUUCCUGACAUGAAGAAGAGUUGGCCUGAUUUGCGUAAACCCACAUCUGUCAGCUUCUGGAAGUACGAGUGGCACAAACAUGGGACUUGUGCGGCCCAGGCAGAGUCUUUGAACAGUCAGCACAAGUACUUCAGCAAAGCUCUGGAACUCUAUCACAAAUUGGAUUUGAACAGUGUCCUGGAGAAGUUUGGGAUUACCCCCUCUGACAAGUACUACUCGUUUUCACAAAUUGAAGGAGUGAUUGAAAACUUCUAUGGCAUCAAGCCGAAGAUCCAGUGUGUCCAUUCAUCCAAGACUGCAGAUUUCCAGAGUUUGGGUCAGAUCGAGAUCUGCUUCGACUCGGAGUUCACGCUGAUGGAUUGUGAGAAACAAUCAACGGAGGAAACCUUUGCUAAAGCGGGCUGGGACCAUGUUGGUGGUGCUGACAAGGCUUCAGGAUUCAGCGUGUGUGCUCAUGACAUCCCAGUGUAUUACCCACCACUUCCUUGAACACUGAUUUAAGUUGCAACAACACACAGUCUCAUUUUUCAGAACAUUAGUUUUACGUUUGUUGCAGACUAAGUUUACCUUUUAAAAAUACAUGGCACUUAUGUCUCUUGUUCUUUUUGCUUUGACUAUCCUCCAUGGGCGGCUGAACAUCUUCAUUCUCACUGUCGGAGAAUUGAGCCACAUUUAUUUUUAGGAGCACUAGGGUUUGUUUGUUUGUUUGUUUGGUAUGACCUUUCACAUGUGCCCAGACCUAGAAACAAACUGGUGCAAACCAAACAGCCUAAAAUGAAUGUUUAGUCUAGUGGAGAAGGCUUUAGAAAAACUAAAUGCAUCAGGAUCAUUUCUUCCUAGUUAUGUUUUUGUGCUGCGUUUCAUCAUUGUUUCUUUUUGCUUGUGUUUGUGCCAUAUUUUUUCUUUAAGCAAAUCAUGAAAAUCCUUAUUGUUUAUGAAAAACAGAUUUUUCCAUAUUUUGAAGCUUGUUUGCACAGAAAUGUGGAUGAAGUGCACUUUUUGGGCAACGAUUUCAGUCGCCUGUAUUGACUUUCCCUCGUAACCUCUGUUGUUUCAUGAAUCGUAAACUACUUGAUCCUUUUUGAUUUUAUUUUAAUGUCUGAGUUUGAUUAUUUGCUAAGUAUGUGCCUCAGUAUUUUGCAUUUCCACAUUUGGUGUGUGUUUGUCAAAUUUUCAUUUGUAGAACAUCCAGAAUGAAUUGAGAAAUGUCAAAAAGCCUUAAUAAACAUGUCACUCAAA
Messenger RNA from Oryzias melastigma (Indian medaka), 1623 nucleotides. RefSeq names its product ribonuclease T2 (gene rnaset2). The transcript is spliced from 10 exons. Gene Ontology annotation, molecular function: ribonuclease T2 activity; RNA binding. Gene Ontology annotation, biological process: RNA catabolic process. The record is from RefSeq and is a predicted model, not a curated record. Lineage: Eukaryota; Metazoa; Chordata; Actinopteri; Beloniformes; Adrianichthyidae. Gene Ontology annotation, cellular component: extracellular region. Bases 145 to 873 code for a protein of 242 amino acids.